UCUAAAUGAGCUAAGCCAACCAUGGUCAUUGAAGCCACCCUGGGUAGCCCUACGGGGUCUCCGGCUCAAGCCAUCUGGGCCCCUUUCCGCAUACCGGACCCCCCCCCCAUGGCGCCCGCGCCGGCGCGCAACAGGUGCUUUCAUGGUGCCCUUCUCUUCACAUUGAGCCAAGGCCUGAGAACAACUGCCACAUGCACUCUCAAUGCACAAGCAUGUCCAGGAUCGCCGGUAGAUUGGUCUCACCAUGCAUCCUGCAUGGAGACACGAAGGUUUCAGAAUCCCUGCGAAAACGUUCAAGAGGAAAUAGAGCUACGCAUUGAAAAGAACUUGGAUCGCAAGAAGCUACCAGGUCAGUACGAGCUUCUGAGCACUCAGCAUGGCACCUGCAGCAAGGGCAGCAGAGCCACCAGCCCACAUGCUGUUCCAGGUCCCUAUACAGAUAUCUUCGGUUUUCUCUACGUCUCCGAACCGGACGGCUGCUGGGUCACCAGCUGUUCUGAGAGCCAGGUGGAGAGCCUCUGCGACUUUUCCACCAACUUCUGCAAUAUGUUCAACCUCUACUGUAACGAGAUGGAUGGUUGUGAAAGUGUGAAACAUACGCUCAACUACGAUGCGGCUCUCUUUGGCAAGAACUGCAACCACGGCAAGCAGUGUGAUGGAUGGGAGACCGACAAGACGCAAUGCACACGAAGAUGAUUUCACCUGGAAAGAUACUGUGGCUGUGGCUGAAAAUUGAUGAAUUUCUCAAUUUCAUGGUUAAAGUUUUAAAAAAACGAGUGAAUCUGUGGGUGAAUGUGGUCUUCAAUUUUGACCCAUAGCCCCUAGUCCAUACUUAUCACCUGUUUUCAAACCACUUACAUACGACGAUGCAAAUGCGGCGAAAAGAGGCACCCCGG
This is a messenger RNA of Cladocopium goreaui, 896 nucleotides long. The record is from the annotation of a GenBank genome assembly. Lineage: Eukaryota; Dinophyceae; Suessiales; Symbiodiniaceae.